AUGUCAGUCGCAGACGACAGUAGCAGUAGCAAUGGCGGCAUCACCCUGCCAAUGUCCUCACCCACAUCACAGACUACAUCACCAAUAGCAUACGACAAGUAUGUCAAUCCAAUGUCAUGUGCACUAUCACUGAUGAUGGCUGCAUUUGCUAUUGGCAUGAUUGUGUACUCUGUGGUCAACAAUCAACCAUACACCACGUGGUUGUCUCUACUCGCAGGAGUAUGGGGAAUCUGGAUGCCAACACCUGUGUUGAGAUUCCGCCAACAGCAGCAACAGCAACAGGAACACAAGGUUACUGAGCAGAGUCAACGAUUCUAUCAGACAGAUCCAGUGGUUGAUGCUAAUGAGCGACAACAAUAA
This is a messenger RNA of Acytostelium subglobosum LB1, 360 nucleotides long. RefSeq lists its product as hypothetical. Lineage: Eukaryota; Evosea; Eumycetozoa; Acytosteliales; Acytosteliaceae. The transcript has a single exon. The record is from RefSeq and is a predicted model, not a curated record. The coding region runs from base 1 to 360 and encodes 119 amino acids.